AUGGAGAAGCCUUAUGGCUGCUUCCUUCUCCUAUUCUUUUUUAUAAUUUCUAUUAUCAUACAUUCUACGACCGCUCUCACCGAUGAAGAAGCUUCAUUUCUUACAAAACGUCAACUUUUAACUUUAUCAGAAAAUGAUAAUCUUCUCGAUGAUAUAGAAUAUGAAGUCGAUGUAGACCUCAAAUUUGCUAACAACCGGCUCAAGAGGGCUUACAUUGCCCUUCAAGCUUGGAAAAAAGCAAUAUACUCUGAUCCCUUCAACACAUCAGCAAAUUGGGUUGGUACAAAUGUGUGUUCUUACAAAGGUGUGUUUUGCGCACCAGCACUUGAUGAUCAAAGCAUGAUGGUUGUGGCUGGAAUUGAUCUGAACCAUGCAGAUAUAGCUGGAUAUUUGCCUCAUGAACUAGGUCUGUUGACAGAUGUCGCCUUGUUUCAUAUUAAUUCCAACAGAUUCUGCGGAGUUAUUCCAAAAAGCAUGGAAAAACUGACAAUAAUGUAUGAAUUCGAUGUGAGCAACAACCGUUUCGUUGGUCCGUUCCCGAUAGUUGCUCUCUCUUGGCCAUCUUUGAAGUUUCUUGAUGUAAGAUACAACGAUUUUGAAGGGAAACUGCCACCAGAGAUCUUCGAUAAGGAUCUUGAUGCUAUUUUCUUGAACAACAAUAGAUUCGAGUCAAUGAUCCCUGAUACAAUCGGUAAAUCGACUGCUUCUGUUGUGACAUUUGCGCAUAACAAAUUUAGCGGCUGCAUCCCAAAAACCAUUGGUAAGAUGAAGAAUCUCAACGAGAUUGUGUUCAUAGGAAAUAACUUGAGCGGUUGUUUCCCUAACGAGAUUGGCUCGUUGAACAAUGUGACUGUGUUUGAUGCGAGCAAAAAUGGGUUUGUUGGAAGUUUACCGUCAAGCUUGUCACUAUUAGCUGAUGUGGAACAAAUGGAUUUCUCAUACAAUAAGCUCACUGGAUUUGUUACGGACAACAUUUGCAAGUUGCCAAAAUUAUCAAACUUUACAUUUUCUUAUAACUUCUUCAAUGGAGAAGCUACAAGUUGUGUUCCUGGAGCAAGUCAAGAUAAACAGUUUGAUGACACAAGCAAUUGUUUACAAAACCGACCAAAGCAAAAGCCGGCUAAAGAAUGUUUACCAGUGGUUAGUCGUCCUGUGGAUUGCAGUAAAGAUAAGUGUGCCGGUGGUGGCGGAGGAGGAGGCCGUGGCUCAAACCCAUCACAAAACCCAACACCUAACCCACCAAAAACACCAGAGGAAUCUCCCAAACCACAACAACCUAGUCCAAAACUUGAGACACCAACAGAACCUUCUAAACCAAAGGAGCCUAAGCCAGAGCCAGUGAAACAAGAGUUUCCUAAACCCGAAACACCAAAGCGUGAUUCACCAAAAUCAGAACAACCACAUCCUAAACAUGAAUCACCAAAACAAGAGUCACCUAAGGAACAACCACCAAAACAAGAAGAAUCUCCUAAACCAGAGAUGUCUAAACCUGAAGAGUCACCUAAGCAUGAACAAUCACCAUCGGUCACGGAUGAUCCUUAUGAGGCAUCUCCGAUAAGAAAACGCCGUCCUCAACCACCGUCAACAGAAGAAACACCACAAUCAUCACCAGUACACUCUCCUCCACCACCGCCAGUUCAUUCUCCACCACCUCCUCCUCCAGUCCAUUCUCCUCCACCACCACCAGUUCAUUCCCCACCGCCUCCUGUAUUUUCACCUCCUCCACCAGUUUAUCCACCACCACCUCCGGUAUACUCUCCUCCACCACCACCACCAGUCCACUCUCCUCCCCCACCAGUUCAUUCACCACCGCCACCGGUUCACUCUCCUCCCCCACCAGUCCACUCUCCUCCCCCACCAGUCCACUCACCACCACCACCAGUCCACUCACCACCACCACCAGUCCAUUCUCCUCCUCCCCCAGUCCAUUCUCCACCACCACCCCCACCAGUUUUCUCUCCACCGCCACCUGCACCUAUCUACUCUCCUCCUCCACCUCCACCAGUCCACUCUCCACCACCGCCACCAGUUUACUCUCCACCACCUCCGAUUUAUUCUCCACCGCCUCCAGUUCAUUCUCCGCCUCCUCCAGUCUACACCCCACCACCUCCAUCACCUAUAUAUUCUCCUCCUCCAAGUUUCUCACCGCCACCAGAACCAACAACGUCUCUACCACCGGCAGCAUCUCCAACAAUAAAUGCUCCAACACCUUCAUCAGAAAUGGAAAAAGAGUCAACACCUGUCCGAUCUCCAUCUCCAACUCCAUACUCUGAGACCGUCGAAGCACCAUCAGAAUCAGAUCAUUCACCAGUCUUCAGAUCAGCACCUACUCCAACACCUUCAGAAGAAAUGGAAGAAGAGUCAUCACCAGUUCAAGCUCCAACUCCAACUCCAAACUCUGAGACCGUCGAAGCACCAUCAGAAUCAGAUCAUUCACCAGUCUUCAGAUCAGCACCUACUCCAACACCUUCAUCAGAAAUGGAAAAAGAGUCAUCACCAGUUCAAGCUCCAACUCCAAACUCUGAGACCAUCAAAGCACCAUCAGAAUCAGAUCAUUCACCAGUCUUCAGAUCAGCACCUACUCCAACACCUUCAUCAGAAAUGGAAGAAGAGUCAUCACCAGUUCAAGCUCCAACUCCAACUCCAAACUCUGAGACCGUCAAAGCACCAUCAGAAUCAGAUCAUUCACCAGUGUUCAAAUCAACACCUUCUCCAGCACCUUCAUCAGAAAUAGAAGAAGAUUCAUCACCGGUUCAAGCUCCAACCCCAGAAUCUAAGACCGUAGAGGUACCCUCAGAAUAUGAUCAAUCACCAGUGCUCAAAUCAGCACCUGCUCCGGCACCCGUCUCCGAGCCGAAUCAUACUCCAACUCCACUUUCCCAACCAGAUAUAUCCCCAGUUCCUUCAGAAGAACAAGUCCAAGCACCAUCACCUUCAACACAAGAAGUAAAAUCACCAACUAUAACAUCACCACCACCAAAAAAUAAUGACGGUGGUGAUGAUUUCAUCCUUCCACCAAAUAUUGGGUUCCAAUAUGCAUCACCUCCACCACCAAUGUUUCCUGGUUACUAA
Eruca vesicaria subsp. sativa (arugula) is the source of this 3072-nucleotide messenger RNA. The record is from the annotation of a GenBank genome assembly. Lineage: Eukaryota; Viridiplantae; Streptophyta; Magnoliopsida; Brassicales; Brassicaceae.